Messenger RNA from Pomacea canaliculata, 2836 nucleotides. RefSeq names its product histone-lysine N-methyltransferase SETD1A-like. Bases 243 to 1646 code for a protein of 467 amino acids. The record is from RefSeq and is a predicted model, not a curated record. The transcript is spliced from 6 exons. NCBI's taxonomy places the organism in Eukaryota, Metazoa, Mollusca, Gastropoda, Architaenioglossa, Ampullariidae.
GGUGGAUCCACGAAGACUGGAGACUCCAAGUACCGGGUGUGGUUCUGGCACGCAGACUCCGACCGACCUCAGAAACAGAGUGAAGAGGACCAGUGGAGAGCUCCCGCCCAGGUGGAGAAGGAUGACGGCAGAGGAUGGGAUUUCCCUGUCACUGGCGAGGUUCACCAGCACACGUCCGACGAAGCCGAAGAAGCAGAGAACGAAGAUGAAGAGGAGACCACGACCGGAAGUACUGCCACCCGAUGGACACUAGCACCAGCACUGGGUCCAGCACCAGCACCAGGACCAGCACCAGGACCAGCACUAAGACUAGCACCAAGACUAGCACCAAAGGCACCACCACCAGCACCAGUAACAAACCGUCCACCCAGGGCUCUACUGACGGGGCCCGCGCCUCCGAGAGUGAUGACGUCACUACCGGUGCAUGGAAGUGGGGCUUGGGCUGGGCUCACAUCAAACCCUGGUGGCUGAAGGAUGAACAGGACAAGAAGCCGACAAUGAAGCCAAGAAGGUGGACUCCUCGCCCAACUAGCCCACCUGUGCUCGAUGACCAGGGAAAGGUGGGACUGAGCAGCAAGUGGGUGAGAGGAGGACGUUUGAUGGAGUUAGAGGAGCUAGCUGAUAAUACAAACAAUGUGGAGAGCAGGCCCGCCGACAUCACAGGAGGAAAUAAUCCGAUCAUGGUGGACAUCAGCAAACAAGAGUUCUUCUGCUGGGACUGCUACAGCGACAGCCCGCUGUGUGGCGACAAGGUGGACACGGUGAAGGCGGCCUACCUGGGCAAGUCCGCGUGCUCCGAGACCAACAAGUGCUUCGUCAGGAACGACGGGGGAGUUAUUUACCGAGGGUGUGCCGAUGGCUGGAUGAACAGUGUCAUCAACACCGGGUACGUAGGCUGCCGGGUGCAACAGAUGUGGGGUCGGACGGUCGAGUGGUGCUUCUGUACUGCGUCUCUCUGCAACGGCGACUCCAUGCAACAAAUACAAGAAAAAUACCUGGCAAGGAUGGAGCCUUUCAAAGGAGAAAAUGCUCUAUCUGCUGCUGCUGCAGCUGCUGCAGCUGCAGGGUAUUUACCUCAGUCCAUAAUGGCGGCUAGAGACCAUCCAGUGAGCAGAAGUUCUGUGUCUCAACUGUCUCCGUUCGCCCUUCAAAGUCAGAAGACAACCACCCGACAAACUCGUUCAACAGAAAGAGUGGACAGUAGCCAUUACACCGACUCAACAGUCGGACAACACACAACCAUCCAGGUCCAGUCAACAGACAGAGAAAACACCACCCGCUUCAACCGCUCAACAGAACCAGAGGAUGCUACCCGUCUGGCUCGGUCAACAGACCAAGAGGUCACCACCCGCCAGGUUCUCUCAACAGGGAGAGAGGACACCACCCUCAGCUUCCACGUGGACAAGGAGACAGAGAUGCUGCACGAGACAAACACCACAGCGGCUGUGAGAGGAGAAAGCGGCAUCAGCACCAGCAUCAUCACCACCACCAACUCCACCAACACCAACAAUUCCACAGUUUCUACGACAGCACCAGAGCAUUGGCUGGCGACAUCGACCGGCAACAGUUCGACGGAGAGCACGAGGUUGGAGAAGAGUUUGAAUGACGGUUAUGAAAAGAAAGAUGACUUAAAGGCUUUGCUGUGAAUCACCAAACUAUCCUCUCCAUCUUGCCUCCUCGGUAUCGGACUAGCGAUCUUAAUGGAGGAAGUGAGGCAGUUGGAACGCUGGGAUGGUAACGAUGAUUGAAAAGGAAAGUCCUUCGAUGGAGUUGCAGUUGAAAGCUUAAUUUAUUCCCAUAGUUUGGUUUUAAAAAUGCAUUUAUGAAAGUAAAGGUAUUAUUAUUAUUAUUAUUAUUAUUAUUAUUAUUAUUAUUAUUAUUAUUAUUAUUAUUAUUAUUAUUAUUUUAUUAUUAUUGCUAGUAUUAAACUGUUCUUAGUUUAUAGGUCUCAAAUUCUGUAAGGUUAUAGCAAGUGAAUUCUCCUUGCCUGUGUGUUGGCUUAUUUUAUUUUCCUACCUCUGUGAAGUUUAUUGUGAAGAGUCAUCGUGUAGAAGAUGACAUAAGGUGUAAGAAGAAUGCAUAUCUCUCUCUCUCUCACACACACACACCGAUAACACAUACACACACAAUACCCACUCACAAGCUCGUGCGCCUUCUCUGAAAGAGACAUAUGAUAGGCACAAACAAACCUCCAAACACACAGACACACACACGCACCUUAGCUGACAAUAAGAGACUUUGUAUGGCAGACGUGAGCACCUCCUACUGAUAGUACCUAUUAAUGUAGUCCUCCUCGUGUAGGACUGAAAUGAAUUAUUCUGUUGCCUUAACGCUGUAACGAUUCCACUUUCGUUCCCAUUUCGCUCCACCCACUUCCCCAUUCUCACCUGCUUACUUCAAACUAGCCAGGCUACCCGAUAUCUCCCGGGUGACUGUCAACGUGCAGACCACUUGAGGCGAGCAGAUUCAAGCUGAUUUAAUGUAGAAGGCUUUUAGACAAGGGGGGAGAUAACGGUUGCCGACAACCGACAGGCUCACCCCUCCUGUCUCUCAACGCAUUCACAUUUUAAUUAUCGCUCUAAAACUUUAUUAGUAUUAUUGUUAUCAUUAUUGUUAUUGUACUAUGUUGAUAUAAUAUUUCCAGGAUGGGUGGGGGGAUUGAAAAUAUUGUCCUAUUUGUCCUUAUCUAGGGGAGGAGAAAAUGUGUUGGUGUUCCUCCCUGUUUGCCGAAUGUCUAGGAAAGCUCUAGUGUUGACUGUUGUAUGGCCAGUGUACAGUGACACGUGUGUAUAUAUAAAUACCUGUACUGUAUAUACAGUAAUAAAUUAUUUCUGAA